AUGCCCAUCGACUCUAUCAGCAUCACCUUCCUCGGCACGGCGGCGGGCAAGCCGAGUCCGACGAGGAACGUCUCGUCUCUGGCGGUGCGGCUCGACUCGAAGCUCUGGGUGUUCGACGUCGGCGAGGGCACGCAACACCGCUUCAUCGACCCGCGAUGCAAGUUGCCGUUGAGCAAGGUCUCGCGCAUCUUUAUCACGCACAUGCACGGCGACCACAUCAACGGUCUCCCUGGCUUGUUGUGUACGAUCAGCGCCGGCGAGGGGAGUGUGUUGCCCGGACAGGACGACCCGCGCCUGGACGAUUCGCAGCAAAUCCCCCCGACCGAAAUCUACGGCCCGUCUGGCUUACGCCUCUUCCUCCGCACCACCCUCUCCCUCACCGCCUCGAUCCUCUCCCGCCCUUACGUCGUCCACGAGCUGCUCUUCCCCGGCGAAGAACCCGAGACGGGUGAACUGCAUCCAAGCGAGCGGAAGGGGCGGGAUAUCCGGAUGGGCGAGGACGGGUUUUGGAGGGACAUCGUGAGCGAGAAGGAGGGCGGGUCGGUGAGCGUCAGUGCGGGUCCUAUACUGCAUACCAUCAAUUGCAUCGGCUACUUCCUCUCCGAAUCACCCCGCCCUCUCCCAAUUCAACCAGCGCUCUUCAUCCCGCACCUCAAGAACCCGACAAACGCCGCCGCUCUCGCCGCCGACGGGAUCAAGAACCCUCUCUCUUUGCUCUCGCUCAUCCAGACCGAGCGGAAACCGAUCACGCUCGCAGACGGGACAGUCCUCGAGCCGCCUCCGCUCGACCCGAAUGGCGGAAGGAAGAUUGUCAUUCUCGGUGACACGUACGAUGCGAGCGCGAUGCUGCCGCUCGUCAACCCUGAAGGAAUCGAAACGGACGACCUGGUCGACGUCGUUGUGCACGAGUCGACAAAUGCGUUCCUACCCGACCUCGACGACUCGCACCACCCCUCGAAGCUCCGAGAUGGCCAGCCGACGACUCUCGAGUACGUGACGGAACUCGCACGCUCGCACGGCCACUCGACACCUCAGGGCGCCGCCUCGUUCGCCGGUUGCGCGGGCGCGCAGACACUGCUGCUCAACCACCUGAGCGUCAAGUACGCCGACGCCGACGCAGACGAGGCGCAACGAGCGAUGGGUCCUGAGACGCGGGAGAAGGCGCGGGCGAUGGUGCGGGAAAUUGAGCGGCAGGCGGACGAGGUGUUGCGCGGCGGGGCUUCAAGCGAAGGCGAGAGACGGGUAUGGGCUGCGAGGGACUUUUGGGAGUUCGAGGUCGUCAGGAGGGACAAGCGGGCGAAGGAGAAGGGGAAGCGGACAUAG
Rhodotorula toruloides NP11 is the source of this 1323-nucleotide messenger RNA. Its product is annotated as ribonuclease Z. Gene Ontology annotation, molecular function: 3'-tRNA processing endoribonuclease activity. Gene Ontology annotation, cellular component: nucleus. Gene Ontology annotation, biological process: tRNA processing. The record is from RefSeq and is a predicted model, not a curated record. The coding region runs from base 1 to 1323 and encodes 440 amino acids. The transcript is spliced from 5 exons. Lineage: Eukaryota; Fungi; Basidiomycota; Microbotryomycetes; Sporidiobolales; Sporidiobolaceae.